This is a messenger RNA of Melanotaenia boesemani (Boeseman's rainbowfish), 1702 nucleotides long. It is a transcript of the gene tmem144b, whose product is annotated as transmembrane protein 144b. Gene Ontology annotation, molecular function: carbohydrate transmembrane transporter activity. Bases 98 to 1279 code for a protein of 393 amino acids. NCBI's taxonomy places the organism in Eukaryota, Metazoa, Chordata, Actinopteri, Atheriniformes, Melanotaeniidae. The record is from RefSeq and is a predicted model, not a curated record. The transcript has 12 exons. Gene Ontology annotation, cellular component: membrane. Gene Ontology annotation, biological process: carbohydrate transmembrane transport.
AGCCCUCGUUUUCCCCCCAGUUCAGACGCACGCGGCUUCUGGCAAAUUUUUAACGUUGUGUACCAGUGACGCCAAGAGAUAAACUUUUAUUUUUAUUAUGCCCAACAACUCAUCUCUGAUUUUAUUUGUUGUGUCGUUAUUGAUGCUGAGUUGCCAUGGCACUACAGAUACAAAAGAUGGUGAUGAAACUACUGGAAGUUACACUGUGGAAAUGCUUAAUUUCUCCAGUAACUCCAACAAUAUGUCACAUUUUGCUUAUGGGUUGACUGCAAACAUUGCUGCUGUACUGUUGUAUGGCAGCAAUUUUGUUCCUGUCAAAAGAAUAGAGACUGGGGACGGUAUGUUUUUUCAAUGGGUAACCUGUGCAGCAAUAUGGGUUGUAUCUAUCCUUGGAAACUUGUUGCUUCAUUCACCCAAAUUCUACCCUUUUGCAAUGGUUGGAGGUGUGAUCUGGACUACAGGGAAUAUUGCAGUUGUUACCAUUGUUAAAUCCAUUGGCCUUGGUCUUGGAAUUUUACUUUGGGGAUCCUCUAGCAUGUUGAUGGGCUGGGCCAGUUCAAGAUUUGGCUGGUUUGGGAUUGAUGCUCAGGAUGUUUCCAGACCAGUAUUAAAUUAUUGUGGCGCCGGGUUGUGUUUACUUAGUGGCUUGAUCUUUUUCUUUGUGAAAACUGAAGUGGAGCUCCAUCCUGAGUUGGAAUCGAUUCCACUGCUAAUUGACAGAAGAACAAAUUCAGGAAGUUAUGCACCACAUUCAUCUGCGUUCUGGAUAGAUGCCAUUGGACCAAAAAAUAGGCGUUUCAUCAGUGGUUGUCUGCUUGCUGUUGUGGUAGGCCUUCUGUAUGGUUUGUGUUUUAUACCUGUCCUCUACAUAAAGAGCCAUUCAUCGUGCCAUGAUAGCAUUUUCUAUGGAGCCAGUGUCUAUGACGUGGAUUAUGUCUAUGCGCAGAACUCAGGCAUUUUUGUUACAAGUACGGUGUACUUUGCUGUCUACUGUGCUGCCAUGAAGAAUAAGCCCAGGGUUUACUCCAGAGCCAUCCUGCCAGGGCUUUUAUCUGGAUUGAUGUGGGCAUUGGGCACAUACUGUUGGUUCCUGGCCAGUAACUACUUGAGUUCUGUCAUUGCCUAUCCUAUUGUCACUGCAGGCUAUGGUCUGGUUGGGGCACUGUGGGGAUCUUUGGUGUUUAGAGAGAUUAAGGGUUUAAAAAACUGCUCAAUCUUUUUCUUGGCAUCAUGUGUCGUGUUGACUGGCUCCUUGCUGACUGCAUUUUCAAAGCUCUAAUGGGAUAGUGCAUUGUCAAAUGAAAACAUCUUGUUUGUAGAAACUGUCAUCACAAGAAGGGAAUGAGAGUGCUUUAUAUAUUUUAUGGGAGAGGAUAAUAAAUCUUUGAAUCCUGUCUAAAUCAAUGAUGUAGCAAAGUUGAAGAUUUGAGGGUUGUGGUGCUGGAAAUUUUUUUUACACUGAAUGUGUUCUGUAUUUAAUGUAUUGUGUAGUUUAAAAAAGACACUUGUUAUUAAAAUAUUAACACCCAAAGACAUUUUUCAUGCUGAAAUGAGAGUUCCCUUAAUCAUUUUGUGCAGUUUUAUUAAGUACUGUUACCUUUAAUUUGCAAACCAACAAUUGUCCUCUUACGCAUUAAUGUGGCUCUAUCUCCCAAAUAUACAGAAGCUGGAUGUGGCUAUGUUAAGAUUUUAUAUUUACAAG